Molecule: messenger RNA, 1953 nt
Organism: Vigna unguiculata (cowpea)
Lineage: Eukaryota; Viridiplantae; Streptophyta; Magnoliopsida; Fabales; Fabaceae
Product: protein DA1-related 2-like
Molecular function (GO): ubiquitin binding
Source: RefSeq, a predicted model, not a curated record
UCAUUGCUUUCCAAGCCAAGAAUCUCUCUCUCUGCCACUUCCUCAUAGAUUCCUCUCCCUCUUUUUCAGCCACUAUUAACGAUCUCUAAUCAACCUUCUUUUCCAACUCUUCUCCCCUUUCUCCUAUCUUUCUCCUUUUCAUCUUUUCUUUUGCCUCUUCUUCUUCUUCUUCCUCUUCUUCUCAUCCAACCACAAAAAUCUAUACAUACCCAUGCCUCCUUCCUCAGAUAUCAACCAUCUUUCUCACCCUUGUAUAUACGGAGACUUUGUUUCUUCGUACUCAGAGAGAAAGUCUGGUUUUAUGAAAUGGUUUGGCAAGAUUUUCAAACUUGGGUCCAAUAGAGGAAGGGCUGGUGGUCGUCAUCUACAGCAACCUGAAGAGGAAAACAUGGCUUGGCCAGCUCCAUCUAGAUCAUGGGAUGACCGCGCUAGAUCUCGGAAAGAGAAAGAAGAUUUGGACCAUGCAAUUGCACUUUCUUUAGGCGAAAAUUUUAAGAGACCAACCGGGUAUAGGUGGCGAACAGGAGCAAGAAUCGAUGAAGAUUAUGCAAAGGCUCUUCAGGAUCGCAUGUUCUCUUCUGCUCAUCCACCAUAUGCCCCUGUACCCGCUUAUCCCCAUGGAUAUGGUAUCGCAUCGCAUAGCAGAAUAUGUGGAGGGUGCAACCAAGAGAUUUAUGGCGAUUGUUUAGGAGUCGGUCACAGCUAUUUUCAUCCAGACUGCUUUCGGUGUCACUCUUGUCGUUACCCCAUUACUGAGCGUGAGUUUUCUUUGUCAGGGAAGUAUCCGUAUCACAAGUCCUGUUUCAAGGAAUUGACCCACCCUAGAUGCGAAGUUUGCUAUCAAUUUAUACCAAUAAAUGCUGCUGGUUUGAUUGAGUAUAGGUGCCACCCCUAUUGGAACCAAAAGUAUUGCCCAUCUCAUGAGUAUGAUAAUACAGCUCGGUGCUGUAGUUGUGAAAGACUAGAGUCUCGGAAUGAAAGAUACUGCAGAUUAGAAGAUGGAAGGAUUUUGUGCUUUGAGUGCAUGGAAUCUGCUAUAAGCGACACUGGUGAAUGUCAGCCUCUUUAUCAUGCAAUCAGAGACUAUUACGAAGGAAUGAACAUGAAAAUAGAUCAACAAAUCCCAAUGCUUCUUGUUGAGAGACAAGCACUUAAUGAUGCCAUUGUUGGAGAGAAGAAUGGUUUCCAUCACCUGCCAGAAACUAGGGGCUUGUGCCUUUCAGAAGAGCAAACUGUCACAAGCGUGCAAAGACGGCCAAGAAUCGGAGGUCAUAGAUUGAUAGGGAUGAGAUCUCAACCUCAAAAGCUGCUUAGAAAAUGUGAAGUUACAGCUAUUCUUGUUCUCUAUGGCCUUCCAAGGUUACUCACAGGUGCUAUACUUGCCCAUGAGUUGAUGCAUGCUUGGUUACGCCUUAAAGGUUACCAUAACCUUAGUCCUGAAGUAGAGGAAGGUAUUUGUCAGGUCCUCUCCUACAUGUGGCUUGAGGCAGAGGUGAUGUCAUGUGCUAGAACCAUGCCAUCAACAUCAUCAGCUUCUUCCUCCUCCUCCUUCUCCUCCCACUCAUCAAAGAAAGGUGCAAAAUCUCACGUUGAACAUAAAUUGGGUGAGUUUUUCAUGAACCAGAUUGCCAAUGAUUCUUCCCCAGCUUAUGGUGGUGGCUUUAGAGCGGCCAAUGAGGCUGUGAAUAAAUAUGGUUUACGUUGCACUCUGGAGCAUAUUCGUUUGACUGGUAAUUUCCCAGUGUGAUAAGAACCCGUUCUCGUAGGAGUUUGGAACUAGAGUUUGAUGUUGUAAUAUUGGUUCACAUAUGAGAGACAAGGUUGGACAUCAUUCUUCCUGUUAUUUCAUACCCCAGGGGGAAUGUCGUGUCUCUGUGUAAGGAUAUAUCCAUGUCCAAGCCCAAUAAUAUUAUGCAUGCCUUGUUUUAAUUUAUUUCGUAUUAUUUGGGAGGA